AUGGAGGUUGCCAUGGCCGCCAGCGCAGAAGUUGGCCGAGUCGGCCGCCGCAUCUUCCAAAGGUUUUGGGACCCGGAGCCAAUCAACAACCCAGACUCGAAUGAGCCGGUCUGGUGCUUGGGACGCUCAUAUACUCUCGGUGCGAAGGCGUUCGGAUCGCCAUCACCGUUUACCGCCAGCACUCCGCCCGUCGACAACAACGUCGACAACGCCGCCUUCAUCCCAACCUCGGUCCCGGUCCGGGCGACAACUGCCAGCAACCACCCACCCCUCGAGACACCGCCAGAUUCUAUCACAAGCAGCUUCGAUGCCUCCUUCGCCUACGAAGACUCCAGCGAAGACAGCGGCUGGCCUCCCGCAUUUCUGGAUGAUUUCGAGUCUCGGAUCUGGAUGACAUAUCGCACCGGGUUCGAGAUGAUCCCCAGCUCCACCGAUGCCAAAGCGACUUCGUCCCUGUCUUUCACCAUGCGGCUCAAGACGUCCUUCGGAGAACAGACGGGCUUCUCGUCCGAUACGGGGUGGGGCUGUAUGAUCAGAUCGGGCCAAAGCCUACUAGCAAACGCGCUCCUAGUAUCACGUCUGGGACGCGACUGGAGACGAGCUACAGACCCCGAUGCCGAGCGUGAGAUACUGUCCUUGUUCGCCGAUGACCCCCGCGCUCCUUACUCGUUGCAUAACUUCGUCAAACAUGGAGCAACCGCAUGUGGGAAGUAUCCGGGGGAGUGGUUUGGACCGUCGGCUACGGCACGAUGCAUCCAGGCCCUAGCGAGUAAAAACGAGAAUUCUUUGCGCGUCUAUUCGACAGGGGACCUUCCGGAUGUCUACGAGGAUAGCUUCAUGGCCAUAGCUAAGCCGGAUGGAGACCACUUCCAUCCGACUCUAAUUCUGGUAUGCACGAGGCUAGGAAUUGACAAGAUCAACCAAGUUUAUGAGGAGGCUUUGAUUUCCACUCUGCAGAUGGAGCAGUCCAUCGGUAUUGCGGGAGGCCGACCGGCGUCAUCCCAUUACUUUGUUGGUGUCCAGGGACAGUGGCUCUUCUACCUUGACCCUCACCACCCCAGACCGGCACUUCCCUACCGUGAAGCCCCCCAGGACUAUACGAAGGAGGAGUUGGAUACCUGCCAUACUCGGCGGCUGCGACACCUCCACGUGGAGGACAUGGACCCCAGCAUGUUGAUCGGUUUCCUGAUCAAAGAUGAGGAUGACUGGGACAUGUGGAAGAGUGCUGUCAAACACGUGCAGGGCAAGUCCAUCAUUACUGUCUCGCCUCACGAUCCGGAGCGAGGUAUGCCUCCUGGGCGGGCCGAGGCCAUCGACGAAGUAGAGACGUUGAGUGACGAGGACGCCGACACGGUGCUUGAGGCGUAG
Messenger RNA from Chaetomium strumarium, 1368 nucleotides. RefSeq lists its product as uncharacterized. The record is from RefSeq and is a predicted model, not a curated record. Bases 1 to 1368 code for a protein of 455 amino acids. Gene Ontology annotation, molecular function: protein-phosphatidylethanolamide deconjugating activity. The transcript is spliced from 4 exons. NCBI's taxonomy places the organism in Eukaryota, Fungi, Ascomycota, Sordariomycetes, Sordariales, Chaetomiaceae.